GCCGCAAGCUGGUCCCAGCCCCUCUGCCUACUUUAGGGCCAUGCGGGCUCGGAUCUGCCCAGAUGGACUAGGGAUAGAGGGAGAGUGCCACCAGGAACUGCCCACUGCUGAGGGUCUCUACUUUGCCAACCACACCGCCCCGUGCCCCCUGCACACCCAACCCCGACUCCAACCAGAUUGUGCCAUUAGGACAGAGGGAGCUCUCUGCCUUUGCCUUGAGUGACGCCGGUGCUCGGAGUCCAGCCUCACUGCAGACCCACCCCAUCGCCCCGCCUCUCCUCCGCCCGCCCCCGCUCUACCUGGCACGAUGGAUCGCUCUGUGCAGGAGCUCUUCCUCAACUUCAUGAUCGUCUUAAUCACCGUGCUGCUCAUGUGGCUUCUGGUCAAGUCCUACCAGGACGCAUGAGGUCCAGGAUGUGUUGGGUGGGAGGAGCAUAUUUUUGGCUAGGAUCCCCACCCAAAAGCCAUGAGAGGAAGCCUUGUGGGGUGUCAGGGCUUUGACACGGUGGCACAGUGUCGAGAUCCAGCACGCAAUUGCUCAUACACUGUCUCAUCCUGAGCCUCUAAAUGUUUAAUUGCUUUUUAGAUUAGUGUAAAAAAAA
Molecule: messenger RNA, 602 nt
Organism: Anguilla anguilla (European eel)
Lineage: Eukaryota; Metazoa; Chordata; Actinopteri; Anguilliformes; Anguillidae
Product: sarcolipin
Exons: 2
Coding region: 308-406 (32 amino acids)
Cellular component (GO): membrane
Molecular function (GO): enzyme regulator activity
Source: RefSeq, a predicted model, not a curated record